AUGAAACUAAGGGCCAAUCCCGAACAGGCUACCAUGAUGUAUGUCUUGCGCACCCAUUUGGAGAAACCUAUUUCUCAUCUGUCUAGUUCUUCUUCUCAAUCCCCAAUAACCUCAGACGCCUCCUGUUUACGCCACCUAUCGGAUUUCACCCAGCAUUUUAUCAGCGAUUCGGCACCCGACGCUCGCGGUAUUUCUGGUUUUGGGGUUAUGCCAAGUGCCAAGGCUGAGCACUCGCUUCCUAACUGGUUUCAGAUUCAAGGCGAUGGAGAUUUACCGCUGUUCAAAGUGUGCGCCAGAUCACAGGAACCGAAGCGAUCUGACCGAAAAACCGGCAUCAAACUGUCUCAUGGCGAGCGGGGCAAAACUUUGAACAUGAGCUCACAGAUUGAUGACCACAUGUUAAGUGUUCGAGUAAAGCAGAUCGAAGCGCUUUUAGACGCUAAUUAUGUGAUUAAUGUGUUUGUCAAACUACGCCGGAACGAACUACCCAAAUGCGAAUCUGGAGAGGAUAAGGAAAAAGGAGAGCUAGCCAAGAUGAUGUACAACAUCAUAGCUCAGCGAUUUGUCACAGCCUUUUCAAAAAUCCCGUCCGCUACUGUUCGACUUCUUGAACGUCCCCAAAUGACAGAAAUAGCAGCUAUUAUCAAACGAACAGAAAAUUCGUGA
Molecule: messenger RNA, 666 nt
Organism: Echinostoma caproni
Lineage: Eukaryota; Metazoa; Platyhelminthes; Trematoda; Plagiorchiida; Echinostomatidae
Source: the annotation of a GenBank genome assembly